Molecule: messenger RNA, 132 nt
Organism: Funneliformis mosseae
Lineage: Eukaryota; Fungi; Glomeromycota; Glomeromycetes; Glomerales; Glomeraceae
Source: the annotation of a GenBank genome assembly
UAUGUGAAUGACAAUGAUAAUAUGCCUACAACUGCUAUUAGGUGUACUAUUCAAAUUAAUUACAGUAAUGUGCAAGCUAUUCUUGACUCUGAUUUAAUUAUUAGUAUUAUUACAAGUAGUUUAGUUAAGUGA